GCACACGGCACUAACGCCAAUCCCGACUCCCUGCGUCUCCUCCUCGCCUCCCUCGAACCUCCAAAUCUCAUCCCAUCCAUCCCAUUUUCCUGUCACUCCCCUUUCCAGCCACCCUUCUCCCUCUCUUCUUCUCCUUUCUCGUCGUUUUCUUUCUUAACGACUUCCUCGCGUCUUCUUUCCCAUCCUUCUCCUUUUGCUUCUUUCCCACUUCGUUCUCUCCUAUCUCAGUCACCAUGGAAGAGGAAGUUGCUGCUCUCGUUAUCGACAAUGGUUCGGGUAUGUGCAAGGCCGGUUUCGCCGGUGACGAUGCACCCCGCGCUGUUUUCCCGUCCAUCGUCGGUCGUCCGCGCCAUCAUGGUAUCAUGAUCGGUAUGGGCCAGAAGGACUCCUAUGUUGGUGAUGAGGCACAGUCGAAGCGUGGUAUCCUCACGCUCAGAUACCCCAUUGAACACGGUGUCGUCACCAACUGGGAUGACAUGGAGAAGAUCUGGCACCACACAUUCUACAACGAACUCCGUGUCGCUCCUGAGGAGCAUCCCGUCCUCCUGACUGAAGCCCCCAUCAACCCCAAGUCCAACAGGGAGAAGAUGACCCAGAUCGUCUUCGAGACCUUCAACGCCCCCGCCUUCUACGUCUCCAUCCAGGCCGUGCUGUCUCUGUACGCUUCCGGUCGUACCACCGGUAUCGUGCUUGACUCUGGUGACGGUGUCACUCACGUCGUUCCCAUCUACGAGGGUUUCGCCCUCCCCCACGCCAUCUCGCGUGUCGACCUGGCUGGUCGUGACCUGACUGACUACCUUAUGAAGAUCCUUGCUGAGCGCGGCUACACCUUUACUACCACCGCUGAGCGUGAAAUUGUCCGUGACAUCAAGGAGAAGCUCUGCUACGUUGCCCUGGACUUCGAGCAGGAGAUUCAGACCGCUUCCCAGAGCUCCAGCUUGGAGAAGUCCUAUGAACUCCCUGACGGUCAGGUCAUCACCAUUGGCAACGAACGUUUCCGUGCUCCCGAGGCCCUGUUCCAGCCUAGCGUCCUUGGUCACGAAGGUGGUGGUAUCCAUGAGACCACUUUCAACUCUAUUAUCAAGUGUGAUGUCGAUGUUCGUAAGGAUCUCUACGGUAACAUUGUCAUGUCUGGUGGUACCACCAUGUACCCUGGUAUCUCCGACCGUAUGCAGAAGGAAAUCACCGCCCUCGCCCCCUCGUCCAUGAAGGUUAAGAUCAUUGCUCCUCCUGAGCGUAAAUACUCUGUAUGGAUCGGUGGUUCCAUUUUGGCUUCUCUGUCCACCUUUCAGCAGAUGUGGAUCUCCAAGCAGGAGUACGACGAGAGCGGUCCUUCGAUUGUGCACCGCAAGUGCUUCUAAGCUCUUGUUUUCUGCUCGUUUCAUUCGCUCGUGUUUUUCUAUUAUAUCAAAAUGCGGGACGGAGGCAGUGGUGGCUCGAUGUGUUCAUCUGAUCUGUAGGGUCAGGGAAUAACGUGAAAAGAACGGUUUACCUGGAGAUGGUUGGAGGCUUGGCGCUCGACAGAAAGGCCAUUCUCUCAACGGCAGGAGGUUCGGUAUCAGGAAAUGUCAUGCGAAGGAAGCGAUAUAAGAGAAGCAUAUCCAUGGGGCUCGAAACUGUACCGUAUAGUUCCAUGCUCGUCUUGAGUUAUCUACUCUCUCCGUGCUGGCUUUCGCGUCAUAGAUUUCCAAACACUGCCAGGGCGUGUGGGCUUCCUGUCGUUGAUCAAGACGGACCCUUUUUUCUUCUUUUUCCCCCUUGGCCUUUCUAUGUCCUCUAGUGUGUUAUCCAUGUUCAGUUUUAUCUUCACCCUACGGGCGCAUCAAUAAGCAGCAAGCUUGGAGUUGAAUAGACCACAUACCACGAAGCAGCGUCUUGUAGCGAACAGCAGCCAGUUAUGAUGCCAGUGACAAACAAUAUUCGGAUGGAACUGGCUUGUCUUGAUGCUGAGUAGAACAAACGUCUAGCUUCUCUGAAAACGCUGUGCCAUUAAUGCUGUUGACCCUGGUACCAGCGUAGCUGCGGUACUGUGGGUGUGACCCAAAAGUUUAGUCAACUAUUUUUGAAGCUAAAAAUAUUCGCUGAA
Molecule: messenger RNA, 2086 nt
Organism: Monascus purpureus
Lineage: Eukaryota; Fungi; Ascomycota; Eurotiomycetes; Eurotiales; Aspergillaceae
Source: the annotation of a GenBank genome assembly